AUGGAGCUCAGCUAUGCAUGGAGAUGGAUGUGGAUGUUCAACCGAUUCAAUUCUUCUGGAUUGGGGUCCUUGAAUCCUACUGGGGAGGUUCCGAAGGCUAAGGCCCCUGAAAUUGAGGUAGUUGAUCAAAAUAUUGUGACUCAUAAUGCAUCUGAGAAAAAUCUGGAGCAACCUCCAUCAUCUGACCUGCAGAUGGGUGACUUUUUGAGGGUGCAAUCUAGUGAUGCUCUACCGGUACUCAUUAAGAGCGACGUUUUUGAGGUUAUUGGUCAGUCUGGUAAGGUGGUUGGCUCACGUACGUUGGUUCCAUCCAUUUCCAAUAAGUUGCAGAUUGAUGUUCUUCCAUUGGUGCAGUCUAAGGCCUCUCCGUUAGUGCAGAUGUGUCUUACGGUUCUUGUACAAGAUGCCCUUGCCAUUCAAUAUCAUGAGAUAGUAACCAAUGCAAAGGAAGUGCAUCCUGAGGCUCAAGACCAUGAGAGUCCAAAAGCUAGUGAUGAAUUUCUUUUUGAGAGACAGGAGUCAUGGGUUGACUUGUGCUUGCAUCGUAUUAGAGUCGAGCCUUGUUUAUUUGCAAGUGAUUUUAACAUUAUUCGAUCUGACUCUAAAAGGCAAGGUGGUCAUCCUAGGCCUCAGGUUGCUAUGGAUGAGUUUAAUAGCUGGAUUGAUCAAGGUGGUCUGAUUAAUAUGAAAACCCAGGGUAGUAAAUUUUCCUGGUGCAAUGGCCAACAAGGGUUAUCCAGGAGUUGGGCGAAACUUGACCAGCAAAUGUGGGUUGACCAUCCAGAUUUCUUAAACUGUGUGCAGAGAGUUUGGAUGGUUCCUGUGGCUGUCAAGGGUUUAUGGAAGCUUGCUACCAAGUUAAAACAGGUUCGGGUCGCUCUCCGAGAAUGGAAUAAAAGGGUUUUUGGUCGGACUACCUCUCACAUUGCCCAUCUUGAGGAGCAGGAAUUGUCUUCGUGGAGACGUAGGGAGGAUAUUCGUUUGGCUCAGAUGACAAAGUUAAAAGGGAAGUUGGAAGGUGAUAGGAACUCAAAAUGUUUUCAUGCUUGUUUGGGCAAAAAGGAGGCGGAAGCGCAUUUCUGGCAUGAUAGCUGCGAACGGGGCAUGUUUGAGUCGCCAGAAGCCAUACAUCAGGGAGCGGUAGAGUAUUUCUCUAGUUUUCUUCAAGCAAAUUUUCUUCGUGUUUUGCCAAAUUUGUCUUAUCUUAUCUCGCAUGUUAUUUCAGAUGAAGCUAAUGGUCAUAUUGCUUGUAUUCCAACUAUGGAUGAUAUCUUUGCGGCUCUGUCAUCAAUUCCUUCUAAUAGUUCUCCAGGUCCCAAUGGUUUUGGGGCAGGAUUUUUUAAAAGCUGUUGGAAGAUUGUUAAAGUAGAUAUCUUUGAAGCUAUUUUAGAUUUUUUUUUUUCCCUCUCUAAGAAGCUGCCACAUUUCUACUUGGCCUCUUACAUUGUCUUAAUCCCGAAGGUGGAUGUGCCUACUGGGUUUGAUAAGUUCAGACCAAUUAGCCUCUAUUCAGUGUUCUAUAAAAUUUGUGCUAAAAUUCUUGUUAAUCAGCUGAUGGGCCUUCUCACUAGCAUGAUCUCUCUUGAGCAAGGUGCUUUCAUUCCAAGCAUUUUUGAAAAUAUUUCCCUUAUGCAAGAAAUGGUCCAUUCUAUUAAUAAGAAAUCUCAUGAUGGCAAUAUCAUUCUCAAAGGUCAUAAGAGAGCUAUUAAGCGAAUGACUGGGUAUUCGGAAGGUUCUUUUCCUUUCAAGUAUCUUGGAGUGCCUAUUAUUUCGGGGAGGCUCAAGCAAGUUCAUUUGGAGGAGACGAUCACAAAAGUUCCUAAAUCUAUUAUCAAGGAGUUACAGUUUUUAAUUAGCACUUUCUUUUGGGGAGAGGCUAGCGGGAGAGUGGAAGAAGGUGGUUUGGGUUUGCGUCACCUAGCUGAUAUGCAGAAGGCUUUGCAUAUGAGGUUUGCUUGGAAUUUAAUCCAAGGUAAUUCGUUAUGGGCUCAGUUUUUCAAAGCUAAAUAUGUGGGGUCUAAACCUUGGCUUCUUAUUGAUGCGAAUAAAGGCAUAAGAUUUUGGAAAAUGAUUGCUAAUUAUAUUCUUUUGGUUCUCGAAAAAUCGAAGUGGCACCUCAGGGAAGGCAACCUUUUCUUCUGGUAUGAUAAGUGGCGGGAUCAGGGUCCCUUGUAUUCUGAUCUUCCGAUGGUGGGUAGUCCUUUACUUAACGUUAAGGAGUGUCCACUGUCUAAUUUGUGGGAUGUGGAGCUCUUGGUUAAUCUGGUGGGUCAAGAUCAUGUUAAUGAUAUACUAGAAUCUUUAGCAAUUUGCAAGGGCGGAUCAGAUGUAUUGGUAUGGAUGAAGCGAGAUAGUGGCUGUUUCUCUACAAAGUCAGCAUGGGAUUGUAUCCGUAUUAGAGGUUCUACCAUGAAUUGGCAUUCUCGGAUGUGGCAUAGUCAGCUCCCUUUGAAGGUUUCGGUUUCUAUGUGGAAGGCUUGGCAUCAUGCCUUCAGUGUGGAUGAUCAUCUCCAUCGUGUAGGGUGCCAAUUAUUUCUAAUUGUGAUUGUUGUGAUGCUGAAAGAAACAAUCUCUUUGGUUUCAUCGUGUUUCUUCCUCUUCUCAGGUUGGUAUUAUUGUGGGCCUCCUUCAUUCUUUGCUUUCUUGGCAUCUUUGGCAUCGUAG
Messenger RNA from Carya illinoinensis, 2664 nucleotides. RefSeq lists its product as uncharacterized. The transcript is spliced from 10 exons. The record is from RefSeq and is a predicted model, not a curated record. Bases 1 to 2664 code for a protein of 887 amino acids. NCBI's taxonomy places the organism in Eukaryota, Viridiplantae, Streptophyta, Magnoliopsida, Fagales, Juglandaceae.